UGGGAAAGAGAAUCUCAUACCUCAUUGUCAAAUCAAAGUAGAAGAAGUAUUCUAAACCCACUCUUAACAUCAACAUCCAUCCUCCAUUCCCUCGCCUAACAAGAAAACUUCCCAUCUUUUUUCACCAAAUUUCAUCUUAUCCAAAAUCCCCCAUUCCUCUCUCUGUAAACCCACAUUGAAAUUAUCGUAUCAGAAUGAUCGGAGCUCAGUUGAGGAUCCGACCCGUCGCCGGAAUUUUAACGGAUCUGCCGGAAACUAGGCGGUGGAGUUCCAGUUGGCACUGUUACUCCUCGAUUCGGAAUAUUUCCUAUCAUUUAUGUUCUAGAAAUAGGCAUUGUAGAAAGACGAGAUUGAUGGUGAUUUGUAGCAAGUCAUCACGUGGAAGCUUUAAUUGGAAAUCCAAUCAGAGUGAUGAACGUGAUGAUGAUGAUGAUGAUUAUAUUGAAGCCGUCCUCCUCGUUUCAGAGACAACGAGGCACUACAAAAUGCGUAUGCAUGGAUUUCAAGAAGAACCAAGAUGGCACUCAUCUGCUCACUUGGCUCUUUCUUUUCACCCCAAGGAUCGUAUCGCUGAUGCAUCAUCUUUAGGGACAGGAUUUCUUCGCCGUUUCAAGAAUCCAACUAUUUUUCUUAAGAUUUCUUGUGAUGCAGAAUAUGUCUUACCAGUUAUUGUUGGUGAACAUGCUGUCGAAAAACUGAUAGAUUCAUUGCAUGAGGAGGAGGCUGAGGAUUACCCCGACCAGUUCCUGCUUUUGAGGAAUCUAUUGGCGAAAUUUGGCUAUGAAGUUAAAAUGGUGAGGAUUACCGAAAGAGUGACUAGUACUUACUUUGCCAGAAUAUAUUUCCAAAAGCCAGGGGAAAAAGAUAUUAUUAAUGUGGAUGCUCGUCCUUCAGAUGCCAUUAAUGUUGCCAAAAGAUGUAAGGCACCAAUUUUUGUAAAUAAGCAAAUUGUCUUGACUGAUGCAACGAGGAUAGGUUAUGGAAUGGACCGAUCUAGCAGAAUUAAGUCCACGUAUGAUGUAUUAUUAGAUAGUGCAUCAGAUGGCCCCGAUUUACUUUCAGAAGAACUUAGUAUGUUGAGAAAUAUGAACUUAGCAGCGAAUGAGGAGAGGUACAAUGACGCAGCUAUGUGGAAGGACAAACUGAUGAGACUUCGUGAGAAGACAUGAGCUCUAAAUCUUUCUCCAGAAAUAAAAUGUAAAUAUUCCAUCUGGAUUCGACGAUAAAGGAUGGCAGCUACGACACAGCGCUGUAUUUCAACUUUUCAACAACAUACUAACAAAAGUUUCAAGGAAUCAAUAAUCUACAGGGAAGUUCGGAAAUUAUUGUUGUGUACAGGUUUCCCUUGUGUCGGUUGGCUUUUUAUCUAGCUAACCGCGACAAUGCAACCUCUAGGUAAAACUGUAUAUAGUUUAUUUGCCGAAGAAUAUAUCAAGUCUGUGAGAAUAGCAUGUACAGAAAAGACGAGAAUUUGUUUAGACCUAAUCAUCUCGUGUAACAGAUAUUGCAAGUAUGGUAUGCCUUAAAAGCCGUGUGGGGGAUAUAUUACCAUGGCAUACAGAUGGUGUCUUUCCUUUGGCUCUUUGAUGGCAACCAUCUCCACUCAUAGAUUGCUGUAUAAAGUUAAAGAAGGGGGCUUGGCUAUGCUGAACUGUAUUGUAGAGAAGGCUUACGUGAAUCUGAUCAAUGUACAUAUUAUGUUUUUUGAGGCGAAAAUAGAUACUUCGAUUAUAAUAGUGUUA
Molecule: messenger RNA, 1742 nt
Organism: Lycium ferocissimum
Lineage: Eukaryota; Viridiplantae; Streptophyta; Magnoliopsida; Solanales; Solanaceae
Product: bifunctional nuclease 2
Biological process (GO): protein ubiquitination
Cellular component (GO): nucleus; VCB complex
Molecular function (GO): nuclease activity
Source: RefSeq, a predicted model, not a curated record